UUUCACUACAAUUCAAACUGCCGGAGAUGCAAUUCAACCAUUUCUUCCAUUUUUUUCACAAGUCACAGAUAUUGUUAAAUCAUUAUUACAAACAAAUGAAUCUGCAAAGUGUAAUCAAAAAAUUUGUUUAGCUUUAAUUGAUCGUGUUGAAAUUGCUCAACAAGCUGUAAAUUCUUUACAAAGACAACAAUUAGCAAAUGAAAAACUCUUUCGAGAUCAAGAUUAUUAUUAUGCUUGGGUUAGAUUUAUAACGGUUUUAGAAAAUAUUAGAAAAUUUGCUAAAGAGGUUACUCAAUUAUCAAGUUUACAAAAAUAUAUAAGUGCAAUGACAGUUAAAGAAGCUUUUGAUAAAAAUAUUAAAGAAUUUGAAGACAAUAUGGGCGAUAUAAGUUCUGAUAUCAGAUUAGUAAUGAAAGAAUUAACCCAGUUAUCAACAAAUAUAGGUGAAUUAACUAAACAAAUAGUUAAACCUGAAAGUGGUUCCAUGGGUACAGAGGAUACCGCAAAAGUAAAAUUAAAUAAUGUAUUUAAAGCACCUAAUAUAAAUCCAGCUGAUCUUGAACCAUAUCCAAUUAGUAAAGAAUCUGGAAAAAAUAUCAUUAAAAGAGUUUAUAGAGGUGUUGAAUAUCUUUAUGAUAACUAUGUUCCUAAGGGUACUUCUCCAAAAGUAUGUCCUAAAGGUGAAGGUGAUGAUAUUCCCGGUUUUGAUCUUACUGCUACAAUAAACAACAAUCAAAGAUCAAAAAACGACAAUAGAGAAAGUACCUAUUUACCUGAAGAUA
Molecule: messenger RNA, 782 nt
Organism: Racocetra fulgida
Lineage: Eukaryota; Fungi; Glomeromycota; Glomeromycetes; Diversisporales; Gigasporaceae
Source: the annotation of a GenBank genome assembly